CUGAGGGGCGGGGAGCGGCUGGUCACGUCUCCCCGGUCCCUAUGUAGGGCGAGCUUCCCGCUCGCCGAGCCCCACCGGCGGCAAAGGGGCGGGAGACCCCCGGGAGCUGCGGCAGCGGGGGGGUUCUGAGGGGCUCUCUGAGGUGGCGGGUCCCGCAGGACACCGCGGAGCACCGCGCAGCUUCUGGGGGGCGGAGCGGGGGCCGCCGCCGCCGUUGCUUGGUAGCGGCAGUCCCGGCCUUCCCUUCCCCGCCGCCGCCCGGGGAUAUGAGGGCCGUAGACUGGUGCCUGAGCUCGGCGGGGGCCGCUGUCGUCUUGGCCACCUCCAGCGACGAGCAGCACCCCGCCGAGAACAUGGCGGACGGAAGUUCACAAACGUUUUGGACGACGACAGGGAUGUUCCCACAGGAAUUCAUUAUUGGUUUUCCUAAAUGCGUAAAAAUCAGCAAAGUCGCAAUCCAGUGUUACUUGGUGCGGACCUUAAGGAUUGAAAGAAGUGUAUCUAAAGAUCCAGUAGGUUUUGAACAAUGUGUUGAAAAAGAUUUGCAACACACAGAAGGACAGCUUCAAAUGGAAGAAUUUCCACUCCCUGAUUUCCAAGCCACUUACUUGCGCUUCAUCAUCAAAUCUGCCUUUGAUCAUUUUGUGUCAGUGCACCGGGUGAUGGCAGAGGGCACAGCAGAAAACACUUAAGCCCACCUCAAAUUUGUACCUCAAUUAUUUUUUUUUGAUGACCUUCCCUCUUUGAAGUACAUACAGUCGUUCUGGCAAUGCAGCAUAUUUUGAACUGCUGGGGUUUUCCAUAGUGUCUAAAACCACUGGACAUAAAGGAUUAUUUUUCUGAAGGAAUUGUGCUGCGAUUUUUCGAUCUUCAAGGCUUCUGUGAUUUUUAAUAACAAUAUUGUUUUUGAAAGCCCAUCCAUCUGAAACAAACGAGAAAGGGAAUUAGCAAAGGACACUCUGAAUAGGUGCCAAGGGUGGAGAUACACGAUGCCAUAUCCCAAAACUCUGUUAAAAUAGUAUUUCAAGUUAACUCCUAACACCAAAACUUGCCAUGAAAUGAAAUUUCCCCCUCAGAGCACGAGAGCUUUUCAAAUAAAUGGUGCCAAGAUCAUAUUUUUUUUCCCUUUAAUUUUGACAAAUUGUUUUCCCCUUGCCCUGAACUCAGAGAUAUUUGGUGUAUUUUAGCUGAAACUUUGCUAUGUAAAUCAACCCUAGAGAGAUAUCAGGAGGGGAGAUAUAUCCUAUUUAGGUAAGAUUUGCCAAAAUUAUUGGCAUGGAGGAAGGAAUUUUAAAACGAUAAGCGAUGCUAUCAGCGGAUACCCAUUCAUUUAGAACAAUUUCAACAAUCGUACUGUUCAUUCUGCUCAUUGGGCCUGUAAAACAAUGUUUUAGGUCUGUGAGAAUGAAACAUUUCUGAGUCACAGCACACCUUCCUUUUUCAGAAAUGGGCAAGUACACAUUUGCGCGCAACCCUUUUUAAUGAAAUAGAAACUAGUAAAAGUUUCUGAUGA
Molecule: messenger RNA, 1513 nt
Organism: Calidris pugnax (ruff)
Lineage: Eukaryota; Metazoa; Chordata; Aves; Charadriiformes; Scolopacidae
Gene: IFT25
Product: heat shock protein family B (small) member 11
Exons: 6
Coding region: 267-692 (141 amino acids)
Biological process (GO): intraciliary transport
Cellular component (GO): intraciliary transport particle B; cilium; centrosome
Source: RefSeq, a predicted model, not a curated record